Molecule: messenger RNA, 1017 nt
Organism: Colletotrichum spaethianum
Lineage: Eukaryota; Fungi; Ascomycota; Sordariomycetes; Glomerellales; Glomerellaceae
Product: histone-lysine N-methyltransferase, H3 lysine-9 specific dim-5
Exons: 3
Coding region: 1-1017 (338 amino acids)
Cellular component (GO): nucleus
Molecular function (GO): protein binding; histone methyltransferase activity; zinc ion binding
Source: RefSeq, a predicted model, not a curated record
AUGGAGGCGGCUACUGAGCGCCACUUCUUCCACCAUGGCGGCAGUGAGCCGACUGGUACGAAGGCAUCGGCUAGGGCUCUCGAAAAAGAAAAAGAAAACUGCCAUUGGUGCCAGAUCCGUUCGUUUCCGAAACACAAGCAAUACCCAAUCACGAUAGUGAACGAAGUAGAUGAGGCAGUCAUCCCAUCCACCUUCCGGUUUCUACAACACUCGAAGCUCGGGACCGGCGUUCAGGCCGCCGAGGAUAGUUUCCGCACCGGCUGCGAGUGUGAAGACGUUGAGGAAUGUCAGUACAGCGGUUGCCUGUGCCUGCAGGAGCAAGAGGACGACUCGGACGAUGAGGGGCACGCAAGGAGAAAGGUCUACAUGUACCACAUGCACGGUGCCAAGGCUGGUCUGCUGCGCAGCAAGUUUUUGAAGUCAAAGCGACCUAUUUAUGAAUGCCACGAUGGCUGUGCGUGCGCCGAGAGCUGCCCGAACCGUGUGGUUGAAAGAGGUCGCAAGGUGCCUUUGCAGAUCUUCCGGACGGAGAGGACUGGAUGGGGAGUACGCUCGCUGGUCGAUAUCAAAAAGGGACAGUUCGUCGACAAGUACAUUGGAGAGAUUAUCACGCCACAAGAAGCCCAGCGUCGCCGCAGUGCGUCCAGUAUCGCCGAGCGGAAGGACGUGUACCUCUUCGCGCUCGACAAGUUCACCGACAAGAAGUCGCCCGACGUGCGCCUCCGAGGACCGCCACUCGAGAUCGACGGGGAGUUCAUGUCUGGCCCAACCCGGUUCAUCAACCACUCAUGCGACCCGAACCUGCGCAUUUUCGCGCGUGUGGGAGACCACGCCGACAAGCAUAUCCACGAUAUUGCCAUGUUUGCGCUCAAGGACAUCCCGAGAGGAGAGGAGCUGACGUUUGACUACGUCGACGGCGUCAAUGAGGAAGACGACGAUGCCAAGGACAAGAGCAAGCAGGGCGACAUGGUUAAGUGCCUAUGUGACAGCAAGAACUGUCGUAAAUUCCUGUGGUGA